Miscanthus lutarioriparius is the source of this 1182-nucleotide messenger RNA. Lineage: Eukaryota; Viridiplantae; Streptophyta; Magnoliopsida; Poales; Poaceae. The record is from the annotation of a GenBank genome assembly.
AUGUCGAGCCUGCAGGGCAAUGCUGGCCUCUGCGGCUGGAAGCUUCUCGCUCCCUGCCACCACGCCGGAAAGCAGGGGUUCUCGAGGACAGGGCUCGUGGUCCUAGUGGUGCUGGUGCUGGCCGUGCUGUUGCUAUUGCUGCUUGUGACGAUUCUCUUUUUUGGCUACCGGAGGUACAAGAAGAAGAAGGGAGGCUCUACCCGUGCAACCAGUUUCUUGGAGGACUUCGUCGUGCCGGAGCUGAGGAAGUUCACUUACAGCGAGCUGGAGGCCGCCACCGCCUCGUUCGACGAAGGCAACGUCAUCGGUAGCAGCAACCUGAGCACGGUCUACAAGGGCGUGCUCGUCGAGCCCGACGGCAAGGUGGUCGCCGUGAAGCGGCUCAACCUGGCGCAGUUCCCGGCCAAGUCCGACAAGUGCUUCCUCACCGAGCUCGCGACUCUGAGCCGCCUGAGGCACAAGAACCUGGCGCGCGUGGUCGGGUACGCGUGCGAGCCUGGCAAGAUCAAGGCUCUGGUCCUGGAGUUCAUGGACAACGGAGACCUCGACGGCGCGCUACACGGCCCGGGCAGGGACGCGCAGCGGUGGACGGUCCCGGAGCGGCUGCGCGCGUGCGUCUCGGUGGCGCACGGGCUGGUGUACCUGCACACCGGGUACGACUUCCCCGUCGUGCACUGCGACGUCAAGCCGUCCAACGUUCUCCUGGACAGCGACUGGGAGGCUCACGUCAGCGACUUCGGCACGGCGAGGAUGCUGGGCGUCCAUCUGACGGACGCCCCCGCGCAGUCGGCGACGUCGUCGGUGUUCCGGGGCACCGUCGGGUACAUAGCGCCAGAAUUCGCGUACAUGAGGACGGUGUCGCCGAAGGCAGACGUGUUCAGCUUUGGCGUCCUGAUGAUGGAACUCUUCACCAAGCGACGCCCCACCGGGACGAUCGAGGAGGAUGGCGUGCCACUGACACUGCAGCAGUACGUGGACAACGCGAUCUCGAGGGGCCUCGACGGGGUGCUCGACGUCCUGGACCCCGACAUGAAGGUGGUCACCGAGGGCGACCUGUCCACGGCGGCGGACGUGCUGAGCUUGGCCCUGUCGUGCGCCGCGUUCGAGCCGGCGGACCGGCCUGACAUGGACAGCGUGCUUUCAACCUUGCUGAAGAUGAGCAAGGUCUGUGGAGGAGACUAG